This is a messenger RNA of Spodoptera litura, 1292 nucleotides long. RefSeq lists its product as uncharacterized. The record is from RefSeq and is a predicted model, not a curated record. Lineage: Eukaryota; Metazoa; Arthropoda; Insecta; Lepidoptera; Noctuidae.
UAAUUAUUAAUUCAUAUUUAUUAAUAUUAUAACUUUAAUGAUAACUUUAAAUUAUUAAAUAGUGACAUCUGCCAGUUCAGGUUCUUACUAAUUUCUGCAACCACAUAGUGGAUUCACUGAAAGUAUGGAAGCACUCACUAAGUCAGUCUCUGAUUUAAGCAAGACCAUGUAUGCUCGAAUGACUGCAUUUGAGGAGGAGCAGAGAAAAAACCCAAGCACACUCGAUACCACCCAAGGUUUAAGCCUAGAGUUUGUUGCUUUUCGAUCAUUUGUUGUGCAGUCACUCACUAUGCUUCAACAGCAGGUCAAUUUCCUGGUUCAAAGCAAUGAUACCAGUGAAAUGCGCAGAAGGCGCAAAAUAUUGCUCUUGCAUGGGGUACCCGAAGCUAAAGAAGAGGUAACAGCAAAGGUGGUGGUCCAGGUAGCUAAAGAGCAUCUGAAGCUUGAUUUGAAGUUGCCAGAUAUUAAGCGGUGCCACAGGAUGGGACGUGCAAUGCAGAAGCCCAGACCAAUCAUUUUCAAGCUCCAUGAUGUGACUCUUCGGGAUAGCAUCUGGUUCGGUAAGGCUGGGUUAAAGGGUUCCGGUUUAACAAUUUCGGAAUUCUUGACCAAAUCCCGACAUAAUGUUUUUAUGGCCGCUCGGGAUAAAUUCGGCGUGAACCAGUGUUGGACUAAGGAAGGAGAUAUUUAUAUCCUUGAUAGGCAGGGAUCUCGGCAUCGAGUAUCUUCCUUGGAUGAUCUCGAUAAGAUUGGCCUCCCGUCUGACGCCGCGCGAAGUGCAUCUGGUCAUCCUGAGCAGAGGAUUGCGCAGCCUGGAAGUGCAGCGGGAGCCAAGGAGAUAGCACCGAAGCCAAAGAUGUCGAAGCGUGUUACGCGGAAAUAAUUAAGUGCUUUCGGUGUUAAUAAUUUAGCAUCUUGUCGAAUUGUUGUAGUUAUUUCACUACUGGUGGUCCAGGUAAGUAGAUAAUUUUAUUUUGAAAUUGUUCAACCGUAGUCUAAUUUCACCGUCACUUUGUUUUUAUUGCAAUCACAGGUAAAUUGAGGUAUUUAUUAGUGGAUUUUUACGAUCGUAUCAUUCACUCAAAAUCAUAACAAAUCAACAAUUGUGUCAGCUGUCAACUUGUCAAGUUGUUUAUGUCAAUGUCAACAUGCUGUCAACCAGCUUAUUGAUGUGAAUGAUACGUUUCGUUACACGUUGUGCUCUGUUGUUGUUUUAAUGUUUUGUUCUUGUUUUAUUCCUUUUAUUUAGAUUACAUUAUUUUAUUUUUUACCUGGACUACCAUACAAUUUAA